AUGUUUUCAAGAGACCUAAUUUCUGAAUUCUUCUUCCUGUCAGAACUUUUCAUUGGAUUCCUGGGAAACUCACUGCUCUUCAUGCUAUACAUGUACAGCUUCUUAAUUCAGCCUCGUCUGAAGAAACCCAUAGAUAUGAUUUUCACACAUCUGACGCUUGUCAACGUGCUGAGCAUCGCCUUCCGGCUGCUGCCAGACGUCAUGGCGUCCUUCGCGGUCAAGCUCCUUUUCCAUGACGUUGGAUGCAAGGCAGUUUUGUACGCAUACAGUGUUACCAGGGGCCUUUCCAUCUGCACUACGUCUCUGCUGAGUGUGUUUCAAGCCGUCACUGUCAGUUCUAAUCAUUCCAAGUGGGCGUGGCUUAAGUCCAAGCUUGAGCCCUGCAUUUUUCCCUCACUCCUUCUCAUCUGGAUCAUCAAUGCCUUUCUCUAUAUUCCCAUGCUUGAAAACGUAAAGGGCCAAAUCAACUUCACUGUUGUGGAUUCUAGAUAUUCCCAGACAUACUGCCGAAGCAACCAGGUUCGCCAUCACACCACCUUGUCACUUGUGACUGCGUUAACGAUUAGAGACAUCCUGUUCGUGCUUCUCAUGAUGGGGACCAGCCUCUACAUGGUGACACUCCUGUUCAGACACAAUAGGAGAACCCGGCAUGUCCACAGUUCCAGAGUCUCUUCCCAGGCCUCUUCUGAAAAGAAAGCCACGCACAGCAUCCUCCUGCUGGUGGGUUUCUUCAUGUUUUUCUAUUUCUCAAACACCUUUGUCACCUUCUAUUCACUCCACGGACCUAAGAACAGCCAAGUAUUGGAUGUGAUUAGUGGAGCUUUGUCUUCAGGCUACCCAAUCAUCUGCCCUUAUGUUCUGAUGAACAAUAGGAAAAUCAUUUCCACAUUCAUUUCUUCCCUUUCAAACUUUGAAUGUACCUUUUCUACAAGAGGCUGCCAUGGCUAA
This is a messenger RNA of Cricetulus griseus (Chinese hamster), 948 nucleotides long. NCBI's taxonomy places the organism in Eukaryota, Metazoa, Chordata, Mammalia, Rodentia, Cricetidae. The record is from RefSeq and is a predicted model, not a curated record.